CGUCGCAUUCGGCUUCUGUUUCUCUCUUUCUCUCUCUCCGUUUCUUCAUUAACUUUGUGUGGUCCUCUCUUCGAGAAGUUCCUCUUCUCAGUCUUUCGUUCGGAUUUCGAAUCUUCUGACGAUACACCAAACCCGAUACAAUGCGUCACACCACUUUCAAAUCGGCGGCCCUGUCGCUGGCCGUCGCCGGUAUGGCCUCGGCGCAGACCUGGUCUCUGUGCAACCCCGUCGAGGGCGACGACUGCAAACCCAACCCUGCCUUCGGUGGCGCCGCCAAGUACGACUUCACCACGGCCACCAAGCUCGACGACCUCAACUCCUUCUUCACCGUCGACCCCGGUGUCGUCUACAACGACAAGCAGAUGUCCUUCGACGGCGGCGCUGGAGCCUCCAUGAUCAUCUUUGAGGAGAGCAACGCCCCGACCCUCACCUCCAAGGAGUACCUCUUCUUCGGCAAGGUCGAGUGUGUCCUCCGCGCCUCGCCCGGCCAGGGCAUCAUCACCAGCAUUGUCCUCCAGUCCGACGCUCUCGACGAGAUUGACUGGGAGUUCAUCGGUGGCGACCACACCCACGUCCAGACCAACUACUUCCACCUCGGCAAGAAGGACUACACCUACGGCCGCAAGCACGAGCUGCCCUUCAACGCCAUGGACGAGUUCCAUGCCUACACCAUCGAGUGGACGCAGGACGCCAUUACCUUCUCCAUCGACGGCAACGUUGUCCGCACCGCCACGCCCGCCGAGGGUUCCUACCCCCAGACCCCCAUGCAGCUCAAGCUCGGAACCUGGGUUGGCGGCAAGGGUGGCAAGGAGCAGCAGGGCACCAUCGACUGGGCUGGCGGUCUCGCUCAGUGGGACCAGGCUCCUUUCGCCGCUCACUACCAGAAGGUCACCAUCCAGGACUACGCCGGCGGCAAGAAGGCGGCUCGCGAGUACGUCUACACCAAGGGUCAGGGCAGCUGGGAGAGCAUCAGGGUUGUUGGCGGCAAGGAGAGCGACGCCGGCAAGUUCAAGGACACCACCGAGGACCCCGUCAAGUCCGAGACCUCCAUUCUCCCCUCGGCCACUUCCAAGCUUCCCUCAUCUGCCGCUGCCUCUGCUUCCGCCUCUAUCAGCGCCGUCGUCUCCUCCAUCGAGGACGUUCUGAGCUCCAUCGUCAAGACCAGCACCAUCUCAUCGGCUCCCGUGAGCUCCUCGCUGCCCGCCAACACGACGACCAUCAGGACGACCAGGACCACCAGCUCCGCCGCGACUACUCUUACUAGCGCCGAGGCCACCACCACCACCGGAGCGGCCGCUGCCCAGAGCUCCGCCGCGUCUGUUGAUGAGAGCGCUGCCACCCACAUGCAGGCCAGCGCCCUUGUUCUGACCCUGGCCGCCGUUGCCGGUGUCUUCCUCUGGUAGACGACGCCAGUCAACGACCAAGACUACCUUUACCAUUCUUUGAAAAAAUACCCAACGCAGAGAGAAGAGAUUUACGACCAAGGACGAAAUGGAGAGUUUGCUCGCCAGGAAAUCAGGUGGCGGCUGCUGGAUUGAGCCCCGCCACGCGAACACCACGCAUAAUACCAGACUACCAUUUCAUUUGUUUUGGCCGGUUUCGAGAAUUGGAAAUGGACGGCACUGUUUUGUUUAGCCUGUUCUUGAUUGCAUAUCACGGUGCGCUCGGGAGAGCAGGGUGGUUGGUUGUCCGUGGAGGAGGAGGAGGGGUCAAAUCGACCGGGCUCAUUUUCAGUUUUGCCAGACUGUUCCAUGUUUUUUUGUUCAGAGGGGUUAUUGUGUUUCUCCCCCCUGGCAGGCUUGUAUGAUAAUCGUGUCAUAUUGAUAGAUUAGAGUGCAUUCACCCCUUUUUCUUUUUCCUUCCG
Molecule: messenger RNA, 1864 nt
Organism: Verticillium dahliae VdLs.17
Lineage: Eukaryota; Fungi; Ascomycota; Sordariomycetes; Glomerellales; Plectosphaerellaceae
Product: extracellular cell wall glucanase Crf1
Exons: 2
Coding region: 141-1403 (420 amino acids)
Biological process (GO): carbohydrate metabolic process; fungal-type cell wall organization
Cellular component (GO): fungal-type cell wall
Molecular function (GO): glycosyltransferase activity; hydrolase activity, hydrolyzing O-glycosyl compounds
Source: RefSeq, a predicted model, not a curated record